Odocoileus virginianus texanus is the source of this 1676-nucleotide messenger RNA. The record is from RefSeq and is a predicted model, not a curated record. NCBI's taxonomy places the organism in Eukaryota, Metazoa, Chordata, Mammalia, Artiodactyla, Cervidae.
CUCCUCCGCCCCCCACCCCAGGUGGCCCGGCUGCUGAAUGUGCCAGCUGUGCUGACUGAGCAGUACCCGCAGGGCCUGGGCCCCACGGUGCCCGAGCUGGGUGCUCAGGACCUGCAGCCCCACUCCAAGACCUGCCUCAGCAUGGUGCCUGUGGUGCAGCAGGAGCUGGACGCUCGGCCCCAGCUGCGCUCUGUGCUCCUCUGUGGGUUAGAGACACAAGCCUGCAUCUUGCAAACGGCCCUGGACCUCCUGGAUCGUGGGCUGCAGGUGCACGUGGUGGUGGACGCCUGUACCUCGCGGAGCCAGGUGGACCGGCUGGUGGCGCUGUCCCGGAUGCGCCAGAGCGGCGCCUUCCUCUCCACCAGCGAGGGGCUCAUUUUGCAGCUCGUGGGCGACGCCGCUCACCCUCAGUUCAAGGAGGUACUGCCCCCCCCCGACCUCCCCCUUCUCCCACGCAAACAGCAAAUGCCUUUCCAGCUCCCACGGUACAGCGGCAGAAUACAUCCGGGAACAUAGCGGCUGCCGCCCCCAGGGGAGACUGCAGGUCAACAGCAUACAUCCCAGAGCAGAGAGGCCGGCUGACCUAAGCGCUGUAGAGAGAAGGCAGGGGAGGGGCCGGGUGUGCCAGGACGGGCGCUGAGGGCGGCCCAGAGGCCUCCCAGAAGAGGGGGGUUUAGAGCGAGGUGGAGAUGGAAGGGAGCCACAGGGACCCUGGCCCUUCCCCAGCAUCCCUCCUCCUCCUCCAGUCUGUGACACUCAGGUCCAGCCUCCGCAGCCACCACUCACGUGGACUUCCCAGUGCCCAGAUCUGACUGGGUAGCCCACGGCUUCACACCUUGGCCCUUAGAGUAAUGGAAUAUGCCAAUAUCCCAGUCCUCUGAGGUCUGCCCCUUCUCCUCUUAGAUCAGGUCUGUUGAGCAUUUACUGAGCACCUACUGAGUGCCAGCCAGUGUGGCAGGUCCAGGGGCAAUCGCAGAAAAAGACAAUCUGUAUUCAGUUUCACAUGGUGGCCAGGAGCUGGGGAAGGAAUCUGUGGGGUGUGUGAGAUGAGAUGGGGGCCUGCCGCACAGAGGCCCCUCCUGGGGGUGGCCUUAAAGUGAAGACCUGAACUGGGGGCAGUCAGCAACCGGUCAUCCGAAAAGCAGUCUUGGCAGAGUGGACAGCUAGGUCAGAAGCCUGGACAUGGGACUAAACUUGACUUAUUCAAGGAACCACAGCAGGGCACGGCGAGCUCAGGGUGGAGGAGGGGCGGGAGGCAGGGAGGAGCCAGAGCAGAGCCUUCCUAAAGGUUUUGUCGGGGUUGCACCUGGGAGCUGGACACUGUCAGAUCUGUGUGCCGUGCUGGGCGGCUCAUGGACAUGAGAUAGGAAGGGGGGAAACGAGGGUGGAGGCAGCAGGAUUACAGACCUGGCUCACUUUUAUUUUGUAACUUCUGUAGGUUAGCAUGAGAGGACUUGGUGGUGGGUGCAAUGCGUGAAAAAGUAGCCCAGAGAGGCUCCAGGUUGAGCACGGCCGCUGAGGCUCUGCGCUGAUGGGGGAGGGGGUGGAAGGUCAAAUGACCACCAGCAUCUAAGAAGCAGUUGCAUAAGUGCCUCCAGAGUUGAGGCACAAGGCGUGGGCUGGACCUGAGAGUUGAGAGGGGAGAUUACUUAAGAAGCAGGAAGCCCCAGGACAGU